CUCUGUACGGCCGGUGUGCGGGAGGUGCAGGAGGCGGGAUGCUGCUGACCGGAAAAGUGCACAUCUGCUCCGGUCAAACUGCGCUGCGUUGUAGACAGAGAUAAGUAGGAUGAGGUGUAAUCAGCUCGGGUAUCGCAGCGCAAACAUCAACAUGCAAGAGUCCGGACACAUCAACCGUGACCGCCUCCUGUCCUGACAGCCCCGCGGCGCGGUCUGCAACCGUGACGGAGACGUCCGCUGUCUGUCCGUGGUACCGACGGGGUCGCAGCCGUCCAUCCUGCAGGCUGGCUGGGUCGGUCCGGCUCCGGACUGUUUAAUCCAUCUUUAUGUGACAGUCUUGUUGGAGUACUGAUUGGCGUGCGAGACAAAAGGAGGCAGAUGCUGAUCCCCACUGUGAAUUUGUGAGAUCACCUUUGCGGUUCACCUUGGACAUCACAUUUAAUUAAAAAAGCGCAUGAAAGGUUGAUGGAGCGCACGCAGCAGAAGCAAAUCAGCACUGACCCUUGUGGUUCCAAAGUGCAACCUGGACCCUGUCCAUUGAUCGGAGUUGGCCCGGGUUUACCUCCAAAGCUCGCAGUCCAGGAGCCCCCUCUCAUCAGCCCACCGGAGGCGCUCAAGAAACAGUCUGGACUGAGCCCUGUGCAGCCUGCACCUGCACCUGUGAAAGUGACAGACCAGAAGCAGUCAGGGCAGACAAAGGCAGGGUCCAUACCAACAACUCUGGUGAGCAUAAGCCGGCCAAGACCGACUGCUCUCGGGACUAAACCUGCUCCAAAGACAACCAGACUUUUAGUGGACCCCUCCAAGGAAAUAGAUUUGAUCCCAGUUUGUAUCCCAGGACCUCAGAGUGCCAAUGUCCUGCCGCAUUCCCCAACAGAGUCCCCCCUCUGCCGUCACAGUCCUCAGAGUCCCCGCAGCCCUCAGUCUUACACCAGCCAGCCUUACCUGAGCCCCAGUCCCACCUUGCCCCAUCCCAACCCCAGCCUCAGCCCCAAAUCCAGCCUCAGUCCUCAGCCACAGAGGACCCCCUCACCUGGGAGCUCCACACAGAGCCAAGUGCAGCCCGAGAAGCCAGCAGGAGACAAUGAUGACUUCAGGGUCUACAUCGUCACGUGGAACGUGGGAUCAGCUGUCCCGCCAGAUGACAUCACUUCUCUGUUCGGACCAAAUGUUUCAGAUGGGAGCGUUGACAUGUUUAUCAUCGGACUCCAGGAAGUCAACUCCAUGAUAAACAAGCGGCUGAAGGAUGUUCUUUUCUCAGACCAGUGGAGUGAGCUCUGCAUGGACACGCUCAGUCCUUUUGGAUAUGUUUUGGUGGCGUCCCAGCGUAUGCAGGGAGUGCUGCUGCUGGUUUUCUCUAAGUUCUGCCAUCUUCCAUUCCUCAGAGGUGUGCAGACAGAGAGUACGCGCACAGGACUGGGGGGAUAUUGGGGGAAUAAAGGGGGUGUCAGCGCUAGGAUGACAGUGUUUGGCCACCCGGUGUGCUUUCUCAACUGUCACCUGCCAGCUCACAUGAGGAACCUGGAGCAGAGGAUGGAAGACUUUGAAAGCAUCCUGCAACAGCAGCAGUUUGAAGGAGGGACUGCCACUGGUGUGCUGGACCAUGAUGUCGUGUUUUGGUUUGGGGAUCUAAAUUUCCGCAUUGAGGACUACGACAUCCAUGUGGUGAAAUGUGCUAUAGACAGCAAUAAGCUGCCUCUUCUGUGGGAGCGAGAUCAGCUCAACAUGGCUAAAAACACAGAGUCCAUCCUGGAAGGCUUCAUCGAGGGACCACUCAAAUUCCCACCCACUUAUAAGUUUGACGUGGGCACUCAUACGUACGACACCAGUGCAAAAAAGAGGAAACCUGCCUGGACAGAUCGCAUCCUCUGGCGCCAUCGUCGCACCGGCUCCCCAGUUCCAACCCACAAUGCAGCACUGCAGCGGGGUCUGACCUCGUGGCUGGGUGGGGCAACUAAAGUGCAACAGCAUGUGUACCGAAGUCACAUGGGCUUCACCAUCAGCGACCACAAGCCUGUGUCUGCCGUGUUUUCACUGCAUUUCCCAUUCAGGGUGGAUAUGCCCCUGGUGGAGCUGCAGGUGAACAAGGAGUGGUGUAAAGUCUCAGAUGCUACAGUAAGAUUCACUGUUGCAUCGACUUAUCAGCGCAGCUCGUGGGACUGGGUAGCAAUAUACAAGGUUGGAUUCAGACAUCACAAAGAUUACCAGGCAUACAUAUGGGCCAAGGGAGAGCACGCAACACAGGUGACAUUUGCUGAGGAGGAUUUGCCGAGAGAUGACUGUGAUUACAUCCUGGGUUUCUACAGUAAUAACAUGAACAGCAUUGUCGGCUUGUCGACACCAAUUCAGAUCAAGAUUCCAGUCCACAGUCCCACCGCACAUCGCUCUGACGGCUCAGACAUCAGCUCAGAAGACGACAGCACUCUGGUUCUGCUGGCUCCAAACUCCCGCAGCCCGAGCCCUAAAACCGGCAAACACCACCAUCGCCACCGUCGCAGCCGCAGCCCCGCUGUCCCUGCUCUUACCUCCAACCCCCUCCCCUCCCUGCAGGGCCUCAGCCUCUGUCCUCGCUCCAAAGAAGGCCAGACUCGCAGCCGCUCUCCUUGCUCCAAGAAGGAGCGACUGGUCUCCCCCGACACUGUGACAUCCCCCGUCAUCAGCCCGCUCAGUCCUCGCAGCCCUGUGUCUCCAGGCAGCGGGGUGACUGCACCGGAGGCCCUGGUCGCUGCCAUCUUAGGUGAACACAGACCAGCUCAGGUUAGCCCCACAGGGCUCAAACAGAUAGGGAAGACAGGGGAAACAGACACUGCGUAGAAUAUAGACAUCAAUAGUUACAAGGAGGUGCAGUACAAGGAGAACGACGGCAAUAUCCAUGCAUUCAGCAUCUGAUCUGAUCCCACAACGUCACUGUGCUCGUAGAAGCAGCACAUGUGGUGACUCCUAAUGUAGUUUGCGAACAUUCCACAUUGUAGCCCUGCAGCUCUCUGUCUCAGACUCUACCAUCAUCUCAUACACUGUGUGUAUCUUGGAGUCAAAUGCGUACAGACUCUUGACAACAAGUCAAUCAAUUACAAAAUCAAGUGCUUUUAUAGACUCAUAAGCUAUAUCAUACAUAAACAUAUUGAAUGUGAAACCAAAGUUGGAGUAAACAUGUGACGGAUGUGACCAGUUAUUACUGACAGAAAUAUGGAUCCAACAGUCUGGUAUCAAAACAAGGACCCUGGACCAGAAGUAUUGAUGGUAUCAUAGUUCAUAAUAGAGAGAGUGAGCGUGUGAGUGUGUGUGUCUGUGUGUUUGUGUGUGUGUGUGGGGGGGGUUGUGUAGGCCUACGUGUUAAAACUUAAAUGUGUGAAACAUUUGGACCAGAUGACAACUUUUAACUCUAUAGUUCUUGGUCUGUAUUCAUGAAAUUAUUCAGCAGCAGAGGUAGAGCAUUUACAACAGCAGUCAGUCUGAACUGUACGUGUGAACAUGUGACUUUAAUCUUAGAUCAAUGUUACAUUUCUUAGCAGCUUUAUGAAUACAGCCCCUGUUCUAUAGAGGUCAGUGAACGUGUGUCAAGGCUAACGUGUUUGUUUUUGCUUCAAGGAAAACAGUGUUGUGUACCUGUGUGAGUGUGCAAAUAAAAGAACAAACAAA
This is a messenger RNA of Epinephelus lanceolatus (giant grouper), 3639 nucleotides long. RefSeq names its product inositol polyphosphate-5-phosphatase Ja (gene inpp5ja). Gene Ontology annotation, molecular function: phosphatidylinositol-3,4,5-trisphosphate 5-phosphatase activity; phosphatidylinositol-4,5-bisphosphate 5-phosphatase activity. Gene Ontology annotation, biological process: phosphatidylinositol dephosphorylation; negative regulation of peptidyl-serine phosphorylation. The record is from RefSeq and is a predicted model, not a curated record. Lineage: Eukaryota; Metazoa; Chordata; Actinopteri; Perciformes; Serranidae. Gene Ontology annotation, cellular component: plasma membrane; cytoplasm; ruffle.